Molecule: messenger RNA, 1154 nt
Organism: Corylus avellana
Lineage: Eukaryota; Viridiplantae; Streptophyta; Magnoliopsida; Fagales; Betulaceae
Product: junctophilin-like protein
Source: RefSeq, a predicted model, not a curated record
UUAGAAAAAAGUGAAGAUCAGAAGGCCCACGUUUUUCUUCCCCAACGAAAGCGAAACCACAGAAACGGAGCCGGAGGCUGAGCCAGAAUAGCAGGGGGGUUGGAUCAGAGCAGAAGCACAUUUUGGUUCAGGGCAAAUGGCUUCGAAUCCUUCGCUCCUGCCCGAGAUCGGACCCGAUGGUCUCCCUCGUGAAGCCCCUGUUAUUGCCUACACCGAGAAGAUAAUUGCGGAAGAGCAGCUUCAAUUAAAGAAAUACAUUGAAGAAAAUUAUUCUAAAAUUCGUGAUGUUGAAAGAGAGCUAGGAAAUCUUACAUUGGAGAUGAAACUUACUGCUGGGCCAAAAAAAGCAGCACUUGAACAUUUGAGAAAGAAAAUAGAAAUGUCAACGGAGAGAAUUCGUCUUGCCAAGCUGAAGGAAGAAGAAGCACAAAAGGCGUGGGAGGCAGCAUUGAAGGCUGUGAAGGAUGAGGAAGCAAUUAAGCAGAAGCUAUGUGAAGACUUGAGCCAAUUGGUUCAAGAAAGCAGUAGCAUGCAGUUUGCCAGACUGGAGGAAUUGAAAAGACGACUAGAAGCCUUGAACCCAAGUAGAGUAUCCAUCUCUGUUCCUUAUGCACUUGGACCUCUCAACCUGAACUCUUACAUGGAUGGGAAAGCAGUGGAACCUCCCCAGAAUACCACAGCUACAAAUGCUUCUGUUCCUCGAACGACAGAACCAGGUGCUGGAGUCGCUGCAAAUAUCCCCAGUGAAGGACGUUCUGGAAAUGUUCCAGUGACGAAUGGGCAAAAUCAACAGCUCUCUGUUGAGGGAGAGGGAAGAGGGAGGAAGAAAAGUCAGUUCCAAGGAAGAGGAAAGGGAAUUGGGGCUGUGCCUAAGGGUAGAGGAUCUCCUGCACCUGGCUGGACUGGGGCUGGGUUUGAUGUGGAUGGUAGAACCUAAGACCACCACUCCGAAUUAUUUUCUAGAGUCAUAGAACAAGAAUCUGUUGCUUUUGCUCGGCCACUGGUACAUACUUUAGUUGAUGUUUUUGCUUUCGUGUAUUCUUUUAAUUGCCUGUAGUUUGUUGUUAAGAAAAUGCAAUCUUCAUUGGUACCUGAAAGUCAUGUACACUAAUGUAAUAUUUCAACAAGAAAUAAUAAUAUCACUUUUCAAUGUU